Messenger RNA from Macroventuria anomochaeta, 204 nucleotides. RefSeq lists its product as uncharacterized. Lineage: Eukaryota; Fungi; Ascomycota; Dothideomycetes; Pleosporales; Didymellaceae. Bases 1 to 204 code for a protein of 67 amino acids. The transcript has a single exon. The record is from RefSeq and is a predicted model, not a curated record.
AUGUGCUACUAUCACGCCUACUCUCACAAGUGCGGCCAUACCGAGUGCAUUCUGCAGAAGUUCUGCCCCAAAGGUCAGAUGAUCCAGCAGAAAUGUGGUCGUGGACACGAGGGAAUUAUUAUGGCGACUAUCAAGGUGGAGACCAACUGUGCUAUCUGCCCACCGAAGAGGGUAUGUCGAGUUGAUACUGUUAAUGUUGAUUAG